GACUCCGGUGUUCAGGAUGCUGAAGCCUGAAGCGCGCGUGGCCUUUAAAUCGCGCGUGAGUGAGUGCGCGCGUGCGUGCGUGCGUGCGUGUCGGAGUGCGCGCGCUUCUCGCUCCCCGGCGUGUCCCGGUUCUUCUCCGUCUCGUUGCUCAGAUCAGUGCGAGCGAAUAAUAAUAAUAAAAAAAAAAGCAACGAAAGAAAAGACGCAAAUACAACAUCAGGCUUUUCUUCUCAGAGAAAUGAACUGAAGGAGCGACGCGCGCCGUGUUCGCCGAUACACACCUGAGCGCGCGCGUGCCGAGCGCGAGAGCAAGUUCCGGUCCAGUGUAAUGAACUUCACCUGUUUGCUCGCGUUAAUUAGGAGCUGAAGAGCAACUCCCUGAGCUGUGACGCUUUCUGUCUUAAUUAAGCGUCCAAGGAUGUCCAACUUCAGCUUCUCUACACUGUCCAAUCACAGCUUGCCUCAGGAAAACCUGCACAGACCCGUCACAGUGUUCAGCGUCCUGAUCUUCACCUUGUUGACCAUGUUGGUUUUGGCUACAUUUCUGUGGAACAUGCUGGUCCUUGUGACCAUCCUAAGAGUCCGCACUUUCCAUCGUGUUCCUCACAACCUGGUGGCUUCCAUGGCCAUCUCGGAUGUGAUGGUGGCUGGACUUGUGAUGCCCCUGAGCCUCGUCCGGGAGCUCUACGGCCGGCGCUGGAUCCUUGGGAGAGCUCUGUGUCAAAUGUGGAUCUCGUUCGACGUGCUUUGCUGCACCGCCAGCAUCUGGAAUGUCACCGCCAUCGCGCUUGAUCGCUACUGGUCCAUCACUCGGCACCUCGAGUACACUCUAAAGAGACGUAAGAGGAUCUCCAACGUGAUGAUUGGACUUACAUGGAUGCUCUCAUCCAUCAUCUCUUUCUCGCCUCAGUUCGGAUGGGGUGAGAUGUACUCGGAGAAAGCGAUGGAGUGCCAGGUGAGCCAGGAGCCGUCGUACACCGUCUUCUCCACCUUUGGUGCUUUCUAUUUGCCCCUCUGCGUCGUGUUGUUCGUUUAUUGGAAGAUCUAUAAAGCAGCCAAAUUUCGCAUCGGAACCAAGAAGAACAACACCGUUACUCCAGCUCCGGAGGCCGUCGAGGUGAAAGAGGCGGCUCGACAGCGUCCUCAUACAUCAUUUGCGGUCCGUCACGCAACAGUAACGUUUCAGACAGACAGCGAGACGUGGCGGGAGCAGAAGGAACGCCGUGCUGCGCUGAUGGUGGGAAUUCUAAUCGGUGUUUUCGUCCUCUGCUGGAUCCCCUUCUUCCUGACCGAGCUGAUCACACCACUCUUCUCGUGGCACAUCCCACCUGCCUGGAAGAGCGUCUUCUUGUGGCUCGGCUACUCGAACUCCUUCUUCAACCCACUCAUCUACACCGCCUUUAACAAGAACUACAACAGCGCCUUCAGGAACCUCUUCAACAAGCAGCGCUGAUGAAAGAUCACAAAUUAGCCUCAUGCUAACUCAAAUGAUUGUACAUAAACUUACAGUAGCUCAUUAAAGCAAAAUCAUCUAUUUGAACCUCUUCAGCACCUAAUGCUAACUAGUAAUGGAAACUAGCGAGCUAGCAAACAAGAAUUAGCAUGUAGACGAUCGGUUUUGUAUGCUAACUGAUCUUUAAACACACACACACACACACACACACAUACACACAUACACAACGAAUUUCCAGCGCUAGGCUAGCAUGUGAUGAAUUUAGCACUCAGCUAUAAUGACAGUAUUUAUGCUAACUCACUGAGCGCUGUAUUUAUUACUCUUUUACCUUAAAACAGCAAUCUGGCGAAGAAAUAUUCAUGUCGUUUUUAUUACUGAUGAUAGAUCUAAUCUAGAAAGCAAGCUCGGCAUGUUCAUGCGUCCGUCAUAGCGUUUACUCAAGGCUUAUUCAAGCUGUUACUAUGGUUUUCGUGACCACUUCCUGUUCUAGGUUCUUUUUUUGUGUGUGUUAAUGCAAUGAUGAGGCAGAAGAUUGUCUCCUAUUCAUGAAAUUCUUACAUUCUCAUGUUGUGGUUCUCAUGGAUGUGGAAGAAAAGAAUUCCUCUGACUGCACGAUCCUUGCGACUACCCACAGUGCAACAGGAUAAAAACGAUGAUUUUGAGAAGUGCUUCACGUUCUGUACCAAUUUCUUGCUCAGAUUUUUCAAUUGUGUAUGUUUAUCUUUUAAACAGUGAAAAGCUACAACCUGAUGUUGGUCCAUUUCACAUCUAUAUUCUCUAGUGUUUUAUUUCCUGCUCUCAGAAUGCUAUAAAAACUCCUCUGU
This is a messenger RNA of Silurus meridionalis, 2277 nucleotides long. RefSeq names its product 5-hydroxytryptamine (serotonin) receptor 5A, genome duplicate a (gene htr5aa). Gene Ontology annotation, biological process: adenylate cyclase-activating adrenergic receptor signaling pathway. The transcript is spliced from 3 exons. Bases 419 to 1453 code for a protein of 344 amino acids. The record is from RefSeq and is a predicted model, not a curated record. Gene Ontology annotation, molecular function: G protein-coupled serotonin receptor activity. Gene Ontology annotation, cellular component: plasma membrane. NCBI's taxonomy places the organism in Eukaryota, Metazoa, Chordata, Actinopteri, Siluriformes, Siluridae.